This is a messenger RNA of Zootermopsis nevadensis, 7106 nucleotides long. Its product is annotated as sorting nexin-7. Gene Ontology annotation, biological process: reticulophagy; protein transport; autophagy of mitochondrion. Gene Ontology annotation, molecular function: protein binding; phosphatidylinositol binding. Gene Ontology annotation, cellular component: cytoplasm; early endosome; phagophore assembly site. The record is from RefSeq and is a predicted model, not a curated record. Lineage: Eukaryota; Metazoa; Arthropoda; Insecta; Blattodea; Termopsidae.
CAGUGUUUACCACAGAGAUUACAGCUGGAAUAACUAUUCUUGUUAUGUCCUUAGUGGGCGGAGUCCCUGUCACAAAGUAUCUCAUAGUGGUGAAUGUGAAUAAUUAUAAUACGAAAAAUGGCGGAUUCCGAGGACACUGCUGUCUUAGAAGUUUCUUCCGAAUGCAAGUCUACAUUAUUAAAGAAGCAAGACAGUAAAGACACGGACAUAAUGUCAAAUUACAGCACAUCACUGGAGGGAUCUGUGGUGGCUUCGCCAUCAAUAGAAAGUUUCUCCACUCUCCCUGACCAAGAAAUGUCAGAAUUUGGUUUGGAUACGCGAGACCUUCAAGUAAAAGUUGACAAUCCACAAAAACAUCUUGACACUCUUGAGACAUACAUUACAUUUCGAAUUACAACAAGGACCUCUCGUGCUGAGUUUGAUGAAACUGAGUAUGUUGUUCGAAGACGCUAUAAUGACUUUAUUUGGCUCCGUCAGAAGCUGGUCGAUGCAUUUCCAACACAUCUCAUUCCACCAUUGCCUGGAAAACACACGCUUCUUGCUCAGCUGGAUCGUUAUUCCAAAGAGUUCAUCAUGGCACGAAUGGCUUUGCUUCAUCGAUUCCUGAAUCGUGUAGCUAAUCAUCCUGUGCUAAGCUGUAACCAAAGUGUGAAGAUCUUUCUCACUGCUAAACCAUCAGAAUUCUCAAUUCACCGUAAGAGUCGUCAAGGUAUACUUGGUCGAAUGUCCACGUCUUUCCACAAUCUGGCUGCAGUGUACAUGAUGCGGCAGCGCGCGCAAGAGUUUGAGCAGGUCCGUGAAUAUGUGACCACACUUGGAGAGAAACUGAGCAGUGUGGAAAGGGUUAGCCAGCGAAUCCACAAAGAGAGGCAAGAUUACUUGCAUGAGUUGCACCAGAUGCAUCCGAUCUUCACGCUUUGGUCUGCGUCAGAGCCUGAACUCAGCCCGGUGUUACUGGCCAUGGCUGCUGCGAUAGAACACAAUGCACAAGCGCAGCAAAAUGUUCUCGUUACAUACACUCCUGACAUAGCCCAGCCUCUGAAGGAGUAUGUGCUUUAUAUCGAAGCAGUGAAGGAAGCCCUAAAUCGCCGUGAUUCAGUUCAAAUUGAAUAUGAACUUACCGUAGAAGAAUUGAAGAAGAAGAGAGCAGAGAAAGAUGUGUUGCUGGCAGAAGAGCAAACAUCUGGCAGUGGGGGUUUCAGCCUUGGAGGAGCCACUCUGUGGAAGAGUGGUGGAGAAAUGAGAGACGACAAACUACAGAAGUUAGCACAAGCCAUACCGCAGCUAGUAAAGCAAGUGGAGGAAAAUCAGGAUAAAAUGGAAUGUGCUAACGAGAACUUGAGGGCUGAUUUAGAUCGUUGGCAUCACGAAAAGAAGGCUGACCUGAAGAAGUUGUUUGUGGCACUAGCUAAUCAGCAAAUUAAAUAUUAUGAGCAGUGCCUUACAGCAUGGGAAGAGGUACUUCCAAAUUUGAAGGGUGUAGACACUUCAUUCUCAUCAAACAGCAAGUCUGAACUGCAAGUAUCUAGCUAGCUGCCUGGUCACGCCACUCAGAUGUAAAAUUCCAUUUGCAUGAGUAAUACUUCAAUGGAUUUCAUUAUAAUGUCUUGAAAUUUAUGAAUAUGCAGAAGGGAGGUGAUAUAAUUAUUUCUUGUUAUUUGUAUCAGUAACAAUUUCAGAACCAAAUUUAAUUGUAUGUAAAUAAUAUAGUUUAGUGACAAGAAAAUGGAUACUGGUUUUGUCUCUGUGACUACCAUUUGUUAUUUAUAUAUAAUUGAUUGUUGUUUGUUAUGUGUUGCAAAUUAUGAUUGACUUCAUAAACUUUAUGUUUAUCCUUUAUUUAUAUACUAGGUGAGGCAAAGAAAAAUUUCUUUUUAGAGAAAGUGGUAAAAGUGAACAUCUUUACAAAUUUGAAUGAAAGUCAUAUAAGUUUUAUAGAACAUUCCUAGGUGAGUGUAGAAAUAAGAUGUAUUUAGUUUGUUCGAUUCCUUAUUCUGCUUUGUGAAUGUGUAAAAGUGUGUCAGGUUUUGGCUCUCACAAUCUGACUUUCUGAUGUGGAAUGCCAUAAAAUGUGUGUCACAGUUCAGGCUGUAAGUGAAACAUAUUUCUAUGUAAAAUAAACAAGCUAUUACACAGGAUUUAAGGCACAUUAUCUUGUAUUUAGUUAUUACUUGGAGAUGGGUAUGGCAUUUCUAAAGUAGUUUGCAGUUUUAUGAAUAGGCAAGCUACUUGUGACAUUUGUUUUCAUCAUUUUUACAUGCUGUAAUUCCUCCAUUUUAAGAUACUAUCAGUUGUAAGAUACACUAUUUAUUUAGUAAUAGGUUUUCAGCAAAAUAUAUGUAUCGAUUAUUAGAUGCCAUCAAAUUUAAGAUGCACCCAGAUUUCAGGAAUUUUAAAAUGUGAAAAAACUGUGUCUUAAAAUCAAGGAAAUAUGGUAUGUAAAGUCUCUAUUUGAGUUAUACAAGAUCUUUGAUUGAUGUAUUUGUAACAUAGCACUGUAAAUAUCUGAUUGUUCUCCCACUCAUACGAAGUGAUGAUGUUUGUUUCAGCCAUUUUAGAUGUGUAAUUUCAAUGUUGUUACAAAGAAUUUGUUGGUUGGUUGGUGUGUUCGUACUGUACUACUUUUUAAUUAACACAAAUAUUUGAUCUGCCUCCCAAUCAAACAAAGCUGUCAGAGUUAUUAGGCAGUAUUAGCUGAUGCUGCUGAGUUACGUUAGAGGCUCGUGUAAUUGUUCAGUUAUUAGCCAGGAAGCAUAUAAGCUAAAAAGCAUAAUAAUUUAAAAUUCAUGCCAAGUGCAGUUAGCAAAGAGGUAAAGUGAAGAGUAGUAUCAUUUAAACUUCUCAGUAAGUGAUGUUAGUAAGCAUAUAAUCUGAAGAUUAAUAUAAUUUAAAUGAGCCAGUGUAGCUCAGUCAGUAUAGUGACUGGCUAUGGACUGGAUGACUGGAGUUCAAUCCCUGAUGGUGGCAGAGGAUUUUUCCUCUAGCCUCUGCAUCCACACUGGUUGUGCGGCCGGGGCAUCAUGCUAAACACUCACCCCCAUCUAGUGCCGAGGUUAAGAAUGAGUAGCAGCUAUACUACUUCUCCCCCAAGCGCCCGCAUGGCGUAUAGUGGGACAGCUUUUAAUAUAAUUUAAAUUAAAAAUAUGUGUAGCAAGAGUACUAUCAUUUAAACUUCAUGGUAAGUGGAGUUAGCAAACAGAUAAACUUAAAGAGUAAUAUUUACACAACUAAAAACCUUAAACCUAAUUCAGUAAUUCCAGAUGUUUAAAAUCGGUGCAUUCCUCAUGUAGUUAAUAUUCCAGACUGCAACCAACAUUCCACAUCAACUAAACCCAAGUUUGUUUAGUUUUUAUAUUAGUUGUAUUUGGUAUUAUAGAUAUUGAUGUAUUGGAUACGCUGUAAGUCUAAUGUUUAUUCAAGGAUCAUUUAUAAUUACAGCUGAUGCAGUGUGUGUCAAAAGUACCUGAGGUCUUAUUCCUGUGCAAGCAAAAUAUUCUGUGCAAUAUAUAAUGGUGAUAUUCAUAUUCUUCUACCUGUAUAUCUGCCAUCAACUUGUUACUCCUACUGUGCUGAUUAUAUAUGUAGGAUGGAAAGACAGACAUGUUCUUUUGUAAUGUGGUACAUUAAAAAGGAACAGUUGAUGAUGAUGUAAUAUUUAGUUACAUGUAGUAUGUAGUAUUGACCUCAUUUCCAGACCAUUUCUGAAAGCAAAGACGCAUUGCUGUAAACUACAACUAUUUUGUGACAUGUUUUCAGUUUUUUAAGUAAUUAACUGUAACUGUGUCUUCAAAACUAAAAUAUUGUGAAGUUACACUUGUUCUGGUGAUACGUUUUCAGGAUUUUAAAACAGCUGAGGUACAUAAGCACCUUCAUCAGGGGCUGAAGAUGGGAAUAUAUAAAAAUAUAACAAAGAUAAUGGUGAAAAAGGACAGACAUUGCUGAUAAGCUUCGUAUCAAAAUAAUUUGUUGUCAGUUGUAUUCAGGGCUGUUUGUGUUGUAAAAUUUAAAAUGUUGGCAGCUAGCAGUGAAAAAUGUAGCAUGUGGAGUUGUAGAACUUAAAUUACUAAUUACUAUAUGAGUUUUAUUCUCUUUAAUACGUAAUACAUUUUAACCUGUAUUCAGUUCUUUAUACUUAUAUUCACAAGGAAAAUCUAAACUGAUAUUAAAUAGCUGAUAGGUUUGGGGCCUUCAGAUAUGGCUAUUUUAAAGUAAUUUCGCUGAUAUUAACAAAAUAAGUAACAUCACGACUCUCAACAUAUACUCAAAAACUAUACAUCACUGAAAUCUCACUUGCAUAUAUCACUUAAGUUUGUAAGCAGUUAACUUUUUUGUUACAAAGAGACUGUUUUUCGUUUACUCUUGCAUACUAAUUAACUAGAAUUCCAGCUGAGCAUUAGAUAUUUAAUAUAUCUCAUGUGUAGCAUUUAUCCAGUAUUACAGCAGUUAAACUUAAAUUAGAAUGUGUAAAUUGUGCUCCAAAGGAGAUGUGUACUUAUUGUAACAGAUUUUUCAAGGCUCCAGUGCUGUAUUUUAAUGUGGAAUGUGUUACAGGCACUAUCAUUGUAUAAGUCUGGAAGAUUCUUUAUAAUUCAAUCUUGAGAUAACAUUUUUUUUGUCAUUGCCAGUGUUAAUAAAGUGUGACUGAAAGCUAGUGGUUUAAAAUUUGAAAAUGAAGGCCAAAUCAACAAGUAAAAUAGGUAGCCAUAUUUAAACACCGUAAUUAAGGCAGGUUCAUUUAUGGUAGAACAACUGGUAUCCACAUAAACAUACUGGUAUAUUGUUGUAUAAAACAGUGCCAUAGAACACUGGAUUAGUUGCUGGUUUCUCGCUGCAGAGGCCUGGGUUCACUUCCGACGAUUUGUGAAGAAAGUGCCACUGGGCAGAUGUUUCUCUACAUUCUUUGGUUUUACCCCGAUGGUAUUCCACUAGUGUUAUUUGGGGGAUGGUCAAAGGGCCCGUUAGAGGCCGCAGUUACACAGACACACAGUCAUACCCCAUUGCAUUGUUAAGACUUCUCAUUGUCUUCUAAAUUUGUUAUUUUCAAAGUGUUCCAGCUAUUUAGAUGUAGAUAAGUGUUACAUGUAAUAUGAUUUGUACCAUGGUUGUAUGCAUUUUCAGUGUCUUUCUGCAUAUGGCAGAGUAGUGGUUAAUUGCUGUACGCAGAUGUGAACACUUGACACACAGGAUAUGUGAAUACAGUAGCAUUUUUGAGCGUCUAGCUUAAGUUAUAGUGACAUACAGAAUCUGAAGAAGUGGAGUUCACAUGUAUUUUCAUUUUGCAGUGACUGGUUUGUCAUAAGAGAGCUUUGGCUUCGGUCGGUAGAGACGAACAACUUGAGGUGAAUUAUUUAUUAUUUGCAUAUUUCAAGUAAUAUUUGAAAGGUGUAUGUUAUAAAAAGUGUCAUAUUCUAAAGGUUAAUCAAAGAUAUCUAUUUAUGCCUUAAAACCUGAUGGUAAUUAUAUGUACCACUUGCUUCAACAGUCAGAAAUCCUCUGUUUUGCUCAGUGUAUUUAUCUUUCUUACCUGUUAUUCAGUAUCUCUUAUAUUUUUAAAUACCUGUGUUGGCAAGUGCUAUGCCCUGUAUCCCGCUGAACUCCUAGGUUGCCCUGAAAAUGGAACUUUGAACAUAUUUUGGAGUAUUUCUUGACAGAUAUAAGUAAUUUAGGAUAAAUCUGGUGUUUUUUUUUAAUAUGCUACCUUCAAUGUUGAAAUUUGGUGACCCCCCAUUACGGGGUUUUCUUGCCAAGGUACCACGGGUUUCACCUUGCCUUCUGAGGCUAAUCUUUAUCCAUCAGACUGGAAGAGAAAGGAUGCGGACAAACAUCCGUGCCUUGAGUGGGACUCGAACCCACGGUCCCAGCAGCCAGGCGCACGAGGUCCAUGCCUCAGACUGUGUGGCCACUGCGGCUGGCAAAUCUGGUGCUUAAACCCAUAAUAAUACGCUGAAAGAUCUGUUCAGAUUGUUUUGUCAGGGGUAUUAAUAUAGUAACAUCUAAAUUCAGAAAGCAGGAUAGCUUAUGACUGACUAGCCAUGGGCUGGAUGACUGCUGUUUGAUUCCCUGCAUGGAAAGUGAUUUGUUUCUGUAGUACGUGCAGACCAGCUGUACUGGGGGGCUAUUUCCCUAGGAGGUAAAGUAGGAUUUGAGGUUUUCACAGCGGUGAUUCUGAAGAUGGCUGUCUUCUGGGUUGUUGCACCGUGUAGUCCGGUAAAAGUAAUCUUCAACAAUAACCCACAAGACAGCCAUCUUUAUGAGUUAAAACAGCUGGUGCUUGAAAGUGACCAUUCACCUGUAUCUAGUAUCAGGAAUGAAUGGUGCUAUACUUUUAACCUCCAUACAUCUUCAUGGCACAAUGCAUUUAAAUUUUCGACACAUUGAUUCAAUUAAAUAUUUCUCCUGGCCUGUGAAUGAGAAUGUAGUGAGAACUAACAGAAAAUUACCUGUAAUAAAUGGAAACAUUUUAAUGUUGAAAUGAAAAGGAAAAUAAUAAAUUUAUUGGAAAAUGGUGUGCUUCAGUAUUUUAUAAUUUUGUGUUUGUAUAAUUCCUUUUCAUACUCUGCUUCCUAGAAUUUAUCUGUGAAAGAACAUUAACAUCACAGAUAGUAAGAAUUAAGCAUAAGUGCUGGAAAAAUGUAUAUUGAACAGCGACACCAUAAAAUACAUAUGCAGCAUGAAUUUCUGACUUGUGAUUUUGAUCAUAAAUAAGUGGGGUAUGUACUGUGCAAAAUUACUUUUUCUUAGAAGCAAGUACCUGUGAAAAUAUCUUAUUUCCAUGUGAAUUAGUAACACAUCUGACUGAAGUAGAAAAUUAAGAAUGUUAAUCAUCAGUGACAUUAGUAUUUUGUGCAAGAGUGGCAUUACUGGCUUACUACUUGUUAAGUUAAUAUAUCUUACAAGUUCAGUUGUAAUUUAAUAUCUCAUUGGUUACUUUAUAGGUUUUAAUGCCAGUAAAAUACUUAUAAUAUCGUCUUAUUAGUAGAAUGUAGUGAUGUUUAAAUAAAUGAUGACAUUCUUUGUAGUCAGGUAACUUAGAACAUUCUCUUUGUAACAGGUUUUAAUGCUGAUUUUUUUUCAGGCAGUUGGCAAUAAAUCUGUCUGCUGCCCAA